Coccidioides immitis RS is the source of this 3066-nucleotide messenger RNA. RefSeq lists its product as uncharacterized. Bases 221 to 2317 code for a protein of 698 amino acids. The record is from RefSeq and is a predicted model, not a curated record. The transcript has 2 exons. NCBI's taxonomy places the organism in Eukaryota, Fungi, Ascomycota, Eurotiomycetes, Onygenales, Onygenaceae.
CCCCAUCCACCCUUCACCGUUGGUUUUUCCACAAGAGGCCACCCUCCUCCUCACCAGUCCCUCGUUGAUGCGAUCUGCUUUUCCAUUUCACCCAGUUCCGUUCUUUACCUUACUUCGAAAAAGAGAGAAAAUCCGACUCCAGUCAAUCUGGUCGCGCUGUCGAACUCGGUAGGGGGUUCAAUCCCCAAGUGGGCAGUGCAGUCCACACAACCCAUUCACAAUGGCUCAACCGCCGUCCUCACGGCUCCCAUCCGACCAGCGCGACGAAUCGCGAAGAAAUACCCACACGACACAAAUUCGCUCGCUAUCUUCAGGCCUCGAGAGCUCAUCUGAAGGAUCUCCAAUCCAAAACGUAUUCAGCGAUGAAUUUUCGUUGGAACCACUUGACCAGUUUAGUAGCAACCGGAGUUCUCUUACCACCCGGACCCUAACAGAUAACUCUCCACCGUCCCCGUUAUCCUUGGACGGAGCGCGGCCAUCGUCCAUGGUCAGCCCUUUCGACGACUCCUCGGAUUCGUCGAGAAUAGUGAUGCAAACACCACGCGAACCACCCAUAAUCUCCGACCAAGGCAGACAUGUCCCAGUUGAAACAAGCCCUGCCGCGCGAGCUGCCUCUGUUUCAUCAGAAACGACAAGCAACCAGUCUUCUACACGAAGGAGUUUAAGUCCUUCUUCUCGAUUCUCGAUGCCGCGUGCAAUGAGUCCCUACCGAGGUCAAACCAGACCGAGCCAUCCCUAUGCCAUGUAUCCCCAAGGAAUCGGUGUCGCCAGAUCGUCAUCUACCUCCACUGUCUCAACCGUCCGGCCGCCCGAACGUAAUUUCGUCGCAGCUGCUCCACAACACCCAUAUGCAAUGUAUUCCCAGAAUACCGUCCCGGAGGAAGCCGAUGGGGCCCAGAAUCCGCCUAUACCGAUCGGUUUCCCGCGCCAAACCCAGCCAUACCAAGUGCCCUCGACCCAGGCGCCCAACGAAGUCGGAGAUAUUGUGGGCCCAGAUGGUCAUAUGGAACAAUUACCCCCCUAUUCGAGGUAUCCAGAAAGCCUUCCUGCCAAACGGGAACUGGCUUCGGACGAAGAUGUCUCCACCGACACCGCUCCAACCACGGAUGAAACAGCCGUAUCCCCUCGACCUGCCGGAAGUAGCGACGCAGGCGAAGACAGACAAGAUGCAAACUUGAGUCUAAAUGAUACUAGUGGAGGCUUCAAAGAAAAGUUGACCAAGAAAGGGCGGAAAAAGGUUUGCUGUGGUGUCCCACUCUGGAUGUUCUUCCUUGUCGCUGCGGUAUUGCUACUAGGUACGGUUAUUGGAGGGGUCAUCGGUGGUCUUUUGGGUUCACAGCAAGGGGCAAAACGCGACCCCCCCGCUUCUAGCACGCCGACUGCCACGGUCACUGUCACUGCUGGUACCUUGGAUGCAAUUCCUCUGCCAACAGGAGAUCCAGGUAGCCUACUGCCACUUCCCACAGGACAGUUUAACAUUCCAGCGGGGACACUUCAGGAUAACUCGAGCAAUUGCGUAACUGCUUCGGAGUACGAAAGAUCUUGGCAAUGCAGAGCCAUUGGCAUGUUCAAUUAUGAAAUCCAGAAAGACGAAGAUGAAAAUGCGAUGAUCGUGUUUACUUCAUACAAUGUCUCCGGGCAUUUUUAUUAUGGCGCUCAACCACCCAUCUUUAGAGACCCGGAUCAUCCACUUGAGCUGAUGCUUGAUAAAACGAACGUGUCUCUGGGGCCGGCAUACUUCUUCUUCACCGCAUUUGACAAGCUUGUGAUUAUUCCAGACGAAGCCUUUCCCCGCCCAAUCCCGAAAAGAGGGGUGGAUGGAUCCCGAUUGCUACAACGCUGGCCUAGGCUUUUUGAAAGAGUGUCGUCCUCCCCUGGCGAUAAACCUUGGUUUUGCUGGUGGAAUAACACUCUCAUUGAAGUUUUCAUAUAUGCGAACGAGAUGAGCUCGGCAACAGAAGCCGCGAACUCUCCAUCGCCAUCCCCAUCAGGGACGGCAACGUCUGACGCGUAUGAGCCUGAACAGACCAUUGGGGAACGCGGCGGUGUAAGGCUUCCGCAGACACCGCAAAAUUUCUCCCCGCGUGUUAUCAAGAUUGAAGAGAAACGCUACAAAUCCCAUGGACAAACGGCGUAUUGUGAACAGAUGCAAGUUCUAGACAAUGGAAACGUUAAUCGACUAUCCCCGGAGCAAAUUCCCAUCGACGAGAUCUAUACUUACACGGAUGCGGGCUUGGCAUCGGAUAGCGAAAGGGGGUUAUUUAAACGUGGUAAAUUCCAUGAUGUUGGUUGUUUUUGCCAGUAUUUCUAUGAUUGAUUCUUGCCUCUGUUAUCAGGAUACAGAGCGAUUGGGCGUUUUUACUGUUGCGUCUCGGGAUUGUACUGGUGCACCUGGCGUUAAAGGUCUUCGUGCACACCCUUGUGCUUCAUGAUUCCAAGUUCAGUUUCUUUAUAUCUUUGAUCUUGCUGAUUAGCAGCCGACCUUGAUCGGCCUGAGUCGCCCUUUCCAUCCGUUUGCAUUUUGGAUACCAUUACUUCAUUAACGGGCUUUUGCCGUCUCUUUCCAGACUUCUUCCCUGCUUUGCAUUUCCGGCAUUUAUGGCACCAGGAGAGGUUUAUACAUUUUCCUGUCGUUUCUGCACCUUAACUAGCUUUUCCUAGCAACUGCUCUCCUCUACAGCGCCACAACCACACCCAUCUACCAAACCAGAUGAAUACCGCCCGAGAUUUCGUCGAAUUUUCUACUUUUUCCCCCCUCUCUCCCUCUCCCUCUCUUGGUUCCUUUAUACCUCCGUUCCGUCAUGACUAACUUCCUUCUGCCUAAAUCUUAGCUCUUGUGUAUAUUUUGCUGGCCGGCUCAUACAUAUCCUACCUUCAGAUGUACUCCGAUUCACACUUCUGCCACGACUUUCUCACUUUUUCUCCUACUACUCGCUGUGGCUGCAGGUCUUAUGGGCGACAAGGCCUCUAUCGGCUUUAGUUAAUCUCUUCGAGUAUAUAAAUUUUUCUCCUUGUUCUUAAUCUAAAAAGCGGAAAUAUAAAUAAAGAUUAGUCUAGGCGCGUUUA